Anastrepha obliqua is the source of this 3652-nucleotide messenger RNA. RefSeq lists its product as uncharacterized. NCBI's taxonomy places the organism in Eukaryota, Metazoa, Arthropoda, Insecta, Diptera, Tephritidae. The annotation marks the transcript as partial. The transcript is spliced from 5 exons. The record is from RefSeq and is a predicted model, not a curated record.
GCCAGAAGAUACGAGCUGGCAAAACUAAAAAUUACGAUAGAGCGCUACAAAUCUGAUAUAAAUUUAGCGAUACAACUGUUGCAGUGCAAACCAGACAGUUUCAUGCCUCAAAAAGUAUCAUCGCUACCCAUCGACAUACAAUCGAAAGUAUCAGCUUACAUGCGCCUAGAGACAAAUUCACAUUCUGAUUCGGAAGGCAGCACUAGCGGUGUUGGCACCGCCACCACAGCUUCCUACAAAGUACUUCCUGCAUCGGAUUCACCGCCGCCAACAGCAUGCCCCUUUCCACCUACUGCAAUGGUAUACUCAAUGCGGGGGCUUGGUAAGUAUGGCAAACGUACUUCAACAGAUUCCAACAUGAAUCUCAACAAUAAUAAUAAUAACAAUAAUAACAAUAACAAUGGCAAUAAUGACAACAAUAGCAUCAAAGAGCCACUUCUUAAUAAUAACAUAAUAACCACCAAUAACGAUACCUGCGAAUCCAGCGCUGAACUAAAUGCUGACAUCAUAGCAACUAGCAAUAAUUCAAAUGUAAUAACAAAUUCAUCACCACUCAGCAAUGGUGACUCAAAUAACCCCGAUAUGAUUUCACCUAUCAUUAUGGCAAAGUUCCUGGAGGCCGAACUGAAAGCAAGUGAGGUGAAGCACUGUGACACUUGUAAAUGCUCCAAGCAGGAUCUGACAGUGUUGGCCGACGUCUCACGUUGCUAUACAGUCUCUACGCAAACUCCCUUCCAGUUGCAACUCAGCGGCGGCAAUCUCAAUGAACCGCUCACACAAUUGUGCCUACGUUGCCAUAGCAAUUUGAAUUCACCGUCGCGCACUAAUAGUCCUUAUCUGAUGAAAUUGGUAAAAUCCAGUGACUCUGUGAUCUCGGAAACGAAAAGCUCCGUAUCGGACCUUAAUGAUAUGGAUAAAUUAUUUACGCCAGCCAAAAAGGAUGACUUAAUGGUGAAUCCCAUAUUGGGGCAUCAUCGUUUGUGUGAUCGCACGGCCGGUAGUGGUGCGCUACACCACCAAAAUGGCAGCGGUGCUGGUAAAGUGAGCACUACAGUACUCUAUCCAACCACACAUUUGGGUGCAUAUGGAAGUGAGAAGUAUUUGCUGGAGACGAAUAGCCUUGCGGCUGGCAUACAAAUGAAAGUUGGCUACCAACGUCGCUUUAUUGAGGGUGGUGGCACCGCAUUGGAGCUGCUUAAUGGCUCCGCUGGCAGUGGUGUCAAUGGAGCGGCACAUAACACUACGAAAAAGGCGACAGAAAAAGUAGCACCGAAAACGAUGUGUAAUGAUGAGUUAGACGAUGAAGCAAAGCCAUUGCUCAGUGCAGUCUCACAAUCCAACCUGUUGGACUACGAUAGACUCAAAACUGGUGCUGGUAUUGAAUUAGGCGAGACUGCAUUGGAGCAACAAAUGAAAUCACCAGCUAGUGUCUGUAGUGCUACCGAUGUUAAGCAGGGUCUCAUGAAGUCAGCCAUCAUGGGCAGUGUGAAUAGUCUGUGGAGCAGAACGAGCAGCUGUGAUGGAGCAAAGAUGUUCGAGACUUUUAAUAGGAAUUUGAUUAAAACUAUAAAGGCUGAAAAUCCAAAACAUCGCGGACCUCGUCUCUGCGCGAUGCGUAUACAGCAGAAUGGCCAGAGCAAUAUACUGCUCGACAACAUUGAGUCCAUGGAAGCGGUUACACCCAUAAUCUAUAAGCGACGCGAACGUCUCUUAGACGAAGAGCUGGACGACACCAAGGAUAUUAUAACAUCAAAUGCGACAAGUGUAUUGAACACCGAAAGGCCACCAAUGAGCAACCAAGGCACGGAUGUGGUAACAAGCGAAUCAGCAAUGAGGGAGGAAGAAAAAUUGAUAGAUGCCAUCAGCAUACAAGUGGAGCCAAUGGAAAUGAGUGCAACCACUGAAGCGGUGCAACGUAACGAAAUCGAGGAAGAGUGUGAGGUGGCUGGAAAUGAAAUUGAUAAAAGCGGUUGUGUGUUGAACGACAGCAACACAUAUGAGACGGACGGGCGGUUAUGUGGCGAAAGCGAAGAAAGAGAAAGCGCUGCUGCUGAUAUUACAAAUAGUACGGUUCCAGCACUGAUAGACCUAUUGGAAACACCCACCACAUCAAGAAAUGUGACCAAUACAAAUGUACACCUAGACGCAGCCAAUUUAAGAGUUGUUGAAAAGAAGUUGGAUCAACGGACCUUAGGCCAUCAAAAGUCAAUUUCAAGUCAGCCUACCGGUGCGCUUGAUGCGGCCCUUAUGCAAACUGCAGUAGUAGCAGCACCAACAACUAUUGGCACAAAUAAAAUGCGCAAUGAUACACAAAGAGGCCUGCCUACUAUAGCGCAGGCUCUGCAUAAGCCGAAGCACCUAAGCAAUUAUCACACGCUACAAAAUGAGUCAAGCUCUAAAACUUCACACAAUUCCAAGUCUUGCACACAGUCCAGCUCCAUUAGCGAUGCCAUUGAUUUUCAAGAGAGCAUCAUCCUACGACGUCAGCAGCUCAGUCGUGUUGCCGAAUGGGUGCAGAGCAAUACGCAACAGUUGGAGCAACAACAACAGCAACAGCAGCAGCAACGUGUGCAGCAACAACAACAAGCGCUGAACUCUGUAAACAAUUGCGACUCUUCGGGUGGCACAGAUCGGCAAUCCUCCUUUUCGACGCUAGAUCAAGUGGAUUCGGUCUCUAUGGAGAAGCUCUCAAUGGAUUCGGGUUAUAAAACGACGCCACAACCGCAAACGAAUGGCUACCAUCAGUCUGGUUUGGAUGAUGCGAACAAAUCUACCGAAGACUCACUCUCCCCAAAGACAGAUACGAACUGUAGCAUGAACAACAACAAUUAUAAUUAUGUAAAUAGCACACACUUCACCCACCACCUAUCGGGUAGUCAUAGUCAAGCUGCGCCAUCAACACAAGCAUGCGCCGCGAACACUUAUUAUCGCCGCACUACACGCUCCGGCCUGCCUGUAGCGUACACCACACCCGAUCCAAACCAGACAUUCACCGCUGGCACAUUCGCAAAUAAAUACAAUAAUAGCAACAGCGCUUGCAGCACAACGCCAACGCUGCCCGAACAACCUACUUGUGAUAUACUCAACUAUAAGUACUAUCCCAGUGAUACGGAUAAGACGCGCUCAAUUAGCGCCGAAUUGCACACCACAACUCAGCAUGUGGACAUCGCUCAAAUGGAAUAUAAUGUAAAGCAAUUCUUGCUCAAACAGAAUGAAUGGUCGAUGCGCGCAAGCGCAUCUCGUGGCGGACGUAAAGGCGGCGUCAAUACUUCAGCGUCGAAUUUGAGUAGCGCCAAUUCGCAGAUGACACUGAGCAGUCAACGUACCCAGGCUACAGCGAAAACGUUACGACACUUGAAGCUAUUUAGUGGUGUUGGUGUGGGACCGGGUGUUGGGGCAAGAGUGCAGCCAACAACUAUUAAAGAUGCUAGCGCAGCGCCGACGACGACGACUGCAACGAUUAGCAGCCGUGACGAACGUGAGCUUAAAGCGAAGCAGAUGGCGAGCGGCUUAGAUGGUGUGACCGCAGCGGUAGGAGCGACCACCUUGCCACAAAGGACUGAAACGAAUUUAUAAGAAAAUUUAGAGAUUUAACUUUUAUAAUGUCAGCUUAAGCUUAUCAAAUGCACACACACACACACAUAAAUAAAUA